This is a messenger RNA of Pangasianodon hypophthalmus (striped catfish), 7337 nucleotides long. RefSeq names its product IQ motif and Sec7 domain ArfGEF 1a (gene iqsec1a). The transcript is spliced from 14 exons. Gene Ontology annotation, molecular function: guanyl-nucleotide exchange factor activity; protein binding. Gene Ontology annotation, biological process: regulation of ARF protein signal transduction; actin cytoskeleton organization. The record is from RefSeq and is a predicted model, not a curated record. Lineage: Eukaryota; Metazoa; Chordata; Actinopteri; Siluriformes; Pangasiidae. Bases 830 to 4258 code for a protein of 1142 amino acids.
GUGUUUCACGUUUCUGAAAUAAUAAGCGCUUCGUAAAUGCUUUCUGAGGCGUCUGUAGACGCUUAUUAAGCAAAACGGCGGCGCAGAGAGAAAUUUCACAUGUAGUGCAGCGAGCAUCUCUUCCUUCUGUUCCAAUGACAUCAUCGUACAGGAGAUGCAGGAGGCCCCGCCUUUCUGACCGCUCCAGCCAAUCAGCAGCCGUCAGCCAAUCAUAUGCAAGUUCAGUAGUGAUGGUGUUGCCUGGCAACCGUGAAUUCAGCAUGUCUGAGAGCCGAGCUUUCGGCUGCAGAGGAUCUGAGAAUCACUCACGAGAAGCCGGGAGACUGCAGAGUGACGGCGAGGAGGAGUACGGUGUUCUCCUGCACGGUGGUGAUGACCUUCUGCAGAUGUUCACCACCUGAGGGAUAGGAGUGGUGCACACACACACACACACACACACACACACACACGUGUAGCUAGUAGUAGGUCUACAUAUGAUGGAUGAAGCUCAUCCAUGAAUCUAGGAGCAGAUCCGGAGUGACCGUGUCGACUGACCUGGAAUUCCACGACACACAUCUGGGAGCGUUUUAGCCGUUCCUCGACACACGGCUCAGAGGAACCUGCACUCCAGUCCCAGCACACUGAGGAGCUCUUCUUCAGGAUGGAGUGCUUCAGUGAGGCGCCGUCAUGGCCGCUCGGCCCAGCAGGCGUUCGGCGUAACCGCUAAGCGUGCUCUCAGGUGUACGAUGAAUUUUUGGUCCGUGUUUGAGUGCAGAUGAUGAUGAUGAUGAUGAUGAUGAUGGAUAUUUCUCAUUUCACCACCUGACCACGAGACGCUGAAUCCCUGACGAUGUCACGGUUCAAAGCUCUGUGCUUAGAUUACUGGCAGUUUCUGUGUCUGCAGCCUCCGAGUGGCUUUUUUAAAAGUGUGGAGGGGGAAGUCCAGAGCAGUGAGCCGUCCUCCUCCCUGGAUCGUGGUAAAAGUUACGGCCCCCUGACCCACAGCUCCUCCAUCAGCCCGGACCAUUUUGAAGGCUUAGGGUACGGCCAAAACGCCCAGGCAGGUCCUCAGCGUCCACGGAGGCCCAAACUCCAGCACUCGCAGUCCAUCCUCCGCAAGCAAGCCGAGGAAGAGGCCAUCAAACGCUCGCGCUCGCUCUCCGAGAGCUAUGAGCUCUCUACGGAUCUGCAGGACAAGCAGGUGGAGAUGUUAGAGAGGAAGUACGGUGGCCGCUUCAUCAGUCGACAUGCUGCUCGCACCAUUCAGACGGCAUUCCGGCAGUACCAAAUGAACAAGAACUUUGAGCGCCUCAGAAGUUCAAUGUCUGAGAACCGGAUGUCGAGGCGCAUCGUUCUAUCCAACAUGAGAAUGCAGUUUUCUUUUGAGGGACCUGAAAAAGGCCCAAGCUCAUUUUUCGAUGGAAAACAGCUAUCUCUGACGGAGGAAGAAACUCCGAUGGACCCUGUAGAGAAGAGCGAGUGUGGAGAUAUGGUUCCUGUACAUGUGGCUGCGCCCUCAGCUCCGAAUGACCUCAGUGACACUAUUACAGAGCUUGAGGACGCUUUCUCUCGGCAGGUCAAAUCACUGGCUGAAUCAAUCGACGAUGCUCUGAAUUGUCGUAGUCUCCAUGAAGAAGAGGACCAGGAUCCGGAGCAGGUUCAGGACGAUGAGCAAGGCGAGCUGUCCUAUCAGGUAAAACCGACUAACGGCUCUCAUCAGCGCAAGUUGGAUGAGAUGAUGGCUUCCUACGGUGGCGUAACGCUCUUCAUCGAUGAGGAGGAUCUUUGUCCUCCUACUCAGAUCUCGCAUACGGUGGAUCCACCGUCCAGCACUGAAUCCGAUCAGCACGCCAUCAACUCCUCCCAGGAGUACUGGCCCAUGGACACCAAGGACGACAAAAUAGACACGGAUACCAGCUGCCGGAGCACGCCGUCAAUAGAUUGUCAGGAGCCACGGCUUCGUAUCGACCAUCUCCCGCUCCUGACCAUUGAACCUCCCAGUGACAGCUCGCUUGAAAUGAGCGACCGCUCGGAGAUCGAAUCGGUCAAGAGGCAGAACAUUUACGAGCGGACAACGGCUGGACCUCAGGCCAGUCCCAAACACAUCACGCACAGUCUACCUCCCAGAGUGUCCUCCCUCUCCCGGGCGGAGGAUCCCAUCAGGCACCGGCACCGGCAGCUGGAGAGCCAUCUGGCCAUCAACGGGAACCGACAGAGCAAAUCAGAAUCAGACUUUUCUGAUGGGGACAACGACAGCAUCAACAGCACUUCAAACUCCACCGACACGAUCAACUGCAGCUCAGAGUCGUCUCGGGACAGCAUGAGGGAGCAGACACUCAGCAAACAGACGUACCACAAAGAGACACGGAACAGCUGGGAUUCUCCGGCUUUCAGCAACGAUGUCAUCCGCAAGCGGCACUACCGCAUAGGCCUCAACCUCUUCAACAAAAAGCCGGAGAAAGGAAUUCAGUACCUGACGGAGAGAGGGUUCGUUCCGGAUACACCUGUGGGCGUGGCUCACUUCCUGCUUCAGAGGAAAGGGCUGAGCCGGCAGAUGAUUGGCGAGUUCCUGGGGAACCGGCAAAAGCAGUUCAACAGGGACGUCUUAGACUGUGUGGUGGACGAGAUGGACUUCUCAGGGAUGGAGCUGGACGAAGCUCUCAGGAAAUUCCAGGCGCACAUCCGAGUCCAAGGGGAAGCUCAGAAGGUCGAACGCCUCAUCGAGGCUUUCAGCCAACGGUACUGCAUCUGCAACCCAGGAGUGGUGCGCCAGUUCCGAAACCCAGACACCAUCUUCAUCCUGGCCUUCGCCAUCAUCCUCCUCAACACGGACAUGUACAGCCCCAACGUGAAGCCUGAGCGCAAGAUGAAACUGGAGGACUUUGUGAAGAACCUCAGAGGAGUGGACGAUGGUGAGGACAUCCCUCGUGACAUGCUGAUCGGCAUUUACGAGCGUAUUCGUCAGAAGGAGCUGAAGACCAACGAAGACCACGUCUCUCAGGUUCAGAAGGUGGAGAAGCUCAUCGUCGGGAAGAAGCCAAUCGGAUCUCUCCAUCAGGGCCUGGGAUGUGUCUUAUCUCUCCCCCACCGGAGGUUGGUGUGUUAUUGCCGGCUGUUUGAAGUGCCAGACCCCAACAAGCUUCAGAAACUCGGCCUUCAUCAGCGGGAGAUCUUCCUCUUUAACGACCUCUUGGUGGUAACUAAAAUUUUCCAGAAGAAGAAAAACUCGGUGACGUACAGCCUCAGGCAGUCCUUCUCUCUGUACGGCAUGCAGGUCCUGCUCUUCGAGAACCAGUAUUAUCCGAACGGGAUCCGGCUCACGUCGGCCAUCCCGGGCGCUGACGUGAAGGUCCUCAUCAUCUUCAACGCCCCGAACCCUCAGGACCGCAAGAAGUUCACAGACGACCUGCGAGAGUCCAUCGCCGAGGUCCAGGAGAUGGAGAAGUACCGGAUCGAGUCCGAGCUGGAGAAGCAGAAAGGCGUGGUGAGGCCCAGCAUGUCCCAGAGCAUGUCCGGUCUGAAGAAAGAGGCGGGGAACGGGACCAUGAGCCGCGCCAGCCUGGAUGACACGUACGCCAUGGGGGAGGGGCUAAAGAGGAGCGCGCUCAGUAGCUCCCUGCGGGACCUUUCUGAAACAGGCAAGCGCGGGCGCCGCACCAGUGCAGGAUCACUAGACAGCAAUAUGGAAGGCUCCAUCAUUAGCAGUCCUCCUCAGCUGCCCCGGAGAGCGCCGUCUGGCCGCGAGGGUCCUCCUCGUCCACACUACUCCAGCACCAACCCUUCCUCCUCCUCCUCCACGCUGCUGGGAACGCUCUUCGGCAGCAAGCGAGGAAAACCUCCUCCUCAUCCUCCGCUUCCUGCUCCGCCCUCCUCCUCCACCUCCUCAUCCUUGCACCACUCCGUCCAUCCCACCCUCAUCUCCCACAAGCCCCACCCCACCAACCUGCACCACACCUCCCAGGUCCACAUGGAGUCCCACCGUUCCCAGCACUGUUCUCUCCCGCAGAACCCUCCUCCGUACCAGCACCACCAUCACUACGACCCGCCUCCUGUCGGGCUCUGGUUCCACCGUCAGCACUCGGGCCACGUCUCUGCGCCACACCAUCAUCCUCAACUCGCUCACGACCACCUUCAUCAACACCAACACCAUCGUCAUCAACACCACCAUCACCAUCAACAACGGCACCAACAUCGGGAGCAGCAGCUCGCAUCGUCGCCAUCGGCGUCGUGUCCCGUCAGCGCCAAACCCAAACACUGUGGCAUCAGCACGGUGGUGUGAGGAUACGACCGGAGCCGGGCGAAAUUCCGGGGAAAGAAUUCCAUUUCUGAGAUGAUGUUCUGGAGUUUGGAGAGGCUUCCAGAGAUUUCCAAGUCCUCCUAAUCAGAAGCUCGGUGUGUAGAACGAUGCGUCCGCUGGAGGAAUUCUGAAGAAACAGAAGGAGGAGUGUAACGUCUUCUACCAGGACUACGUGAAUCUCUGAGACGCUUUUCCAGUGUCGCAACGUAGAACCUCACACUGUUUUUUUUUUUUUUUUAGGUUCCCAAACACAAAUCCCGGACGAUUAGCAAAGCUGUAGAGUAACGGCCGAGCUGUGGGUCUCACACGUAGUCGUCCUGACGCUGUAUUUAUUGUGGAUAAAGGAAAAGCUUUACAUGUCGUCCUUAGCGAUCAUAUAUAAAUGUGCCAAUAAUCCCUGCGUAUGUACUCGGCUCUGUGUGAACUGUAUCCUGUGUGUUCUAGUGUUUAGUGUAAAACUGCAUCCAUUGUAAGAUGUUCUAUAUACUGUAAAAAAAAAUCUAUAUAUACAUAUUCAGAGAGUUUUUUAAAUAUUAUGGUCAAUAGAAAUGAAAUAUUACGGUAAGCGGUGCAGGCGAGGUUGGACGUACUGUAUAGAUGUUCGGAGAAAUAUUUUGGAAUUUUAGAUGCCUUUGCAAUAUUACAUUAAAAACAUGUUUUAGAAAGCAGAAGCAGCUGCACUGAGCUAUAAAGCUAUAAAGCUAUAAAGUGAUAGAAAAAGUGUCGUAGCUGCCUGGAAGAGCUACGAAAAGCGCAACCCAGGAGCUAAACGGCGCUUUUAUAUAGAUUUAGAUUUAGAUUUAGAUUUAGAUAGAUUCAAUACAUUUCAAUUUCACAGUGUGAGAUUUCGUCCCACUCACUGAGCACUUGUCUAAUUUUUUCUUUUCUUUUCUUUUUUUUUAAAUCUCGUUUCCCGAGAAUGUAGAAAAUAACUAGUAUUUUAAUAUGAAGUAACCUUUCCUUGUUUUUGUUUUUGUUUUGUUUUUCUCAAAGAAAAUGAUGCAAUCAAAUAUUUAGGUAAAGCUGUAGGUUAGAUAAUUAACGUCUGCACAAAUUUUACAGAAGUUAUGCACAAAACUAAAGAAGGCCAGUGACUGAAAUAGUUUUUACUCCGAUGUGCAAUAUGUUUAGAGUUCAGGAGGACGAGGCAUGCCACGUAAUUAAAUAAAUAAACAAAAAUAAAAACCUCAAAAUUUGCACCUCAAAAUUUGGGAAAUAAAUUAAUGAACUAAAUUAUAAAAUAAUUUGUUAACCUUCAGAUUAAUGCACACAUUCAUUUUAUUUAUUUACAUUUCAUUUUAUUUUUCCUUUAUUUUUUUUAAUUACUAAUUUUUCUCUUUGUUCUUUCACAUUUCCUUAUUGUAUUUAUUUUUCUUCUUAGUUUUAUUUAUUUUUCUCGGUUCUUGUUUCCUUUUUUCUUUUUUAUGGAAAUGUAUUUACUUUUUUGUCUUUUUUUAGUUGUUUAAAAGUUAGUAUUCUGUUGUUUUUCUUUUUUUUUCAUUUCCUUUUUUUCAUUUUUAUUUCCUUAAAUUACCUGAAAAACAAAAAUAUAUAUUUAACAUAUGCAUUAACUUAAGGAUUAAUGAUUUGAUUUUAUGAUUUAGUUCUUGAUUUAUUUAUUCAUUUCUGAAUUAUUUACAUUUUCAUUUGGAAAAUAAUUUUCUGUACUUUUUCCCCUUUUUUAUUUCCCUGAUUAAUUGAAUUUUUUUGUCCUUUUUUUGUCUUUUUUUUCUUUUUUCUUUUUUUUUUUUGCAGUUUCGUGGCACUCCUCGUCCUCGGUAUCGGACAACUUUUUAAUUUGUUUCCCACGAUAACAUUAUUGCAGUGGCUCAUAAAAAGUGAACCACUCGCUGGGAAUUUAGUGAAAUGUCAAACGUCAAGUGUGUGUCCUGUCAACUGUUGCGUGAAUUUAUUUUGUUUGUUUGGUUUGUUUUUUGUGUCCCAAAAAAAAAAAAAAAUAAAUCAGUGUUACGUUGGCAGUUAAGUGCAAUCGUGUAAAGAAAGAAGUUCAUUCUGUAGCUUGUGUUGUUUCUGUACGAGAUUCAGGUGAAUAAUGCGACAAGUUUAUGCAAAUCUCUUUCCUUCCAGACGACGGAGAAUUUUUUUACAGAAUGUAAUUUCAGGCGAUGAAACGUAGAAGCACAUUAAACCCGUUUCUUACUGAACCACACACACACACACACACACACACACACACACACACAUGCGGGCGAAUAAAUUAAACUGACAGACUGUUUUUUUUUUUGGUUUUUUUUCCUAAGUGAAUAACAAUAAUUUUAUAACGCGUCGUUCCGUUCAGACGGUUCUGAUUUAUUCCUCAUAAUGAAUCCGGUUGUUUUAGGGAGCAGGUAGAAAUUUUCAUUCUUCUCUCUGCAUCAUCAUCUGGAGAAACUUGUGAGAAAGGUGUGAUGAUAACUCGACUGUUCUGCAGUGACCGGGUGUGAGAUUAUUAUCUGAGCACCGCACGGAGCCGAGACGUCUCGUUUCACUGUGAGCUGAUGGACACUCGAGCUGGACGAACCUCGUUUUAUUUUUUUCGUCCUCCUUUAUUUUGUAGCCUCGAUGUUGAAUUUGCUGUCGUACUGCGUUGUGUUUCUCUGAAGUGCAGCAUGCAGAUCAUCUUCACAUAUCCGUUGUAGGAAAAAAAAAAACAAAAAGAAAUGAGAAAGAGGAGGGAAGUGAGACGUGAAAAGUGAGGACCACACUUCGACACGUCCGUCUGUCAGUGUGUGACGAGGACGAAGUGUGAGAAACCACCAGUGUACAUAACGUGGAUGAGAUGAUGAUGCUGAUGAUGAUGAUGAUGAUGAUGAUGAUGAUGGACAGUUUCUGUGCUGUGUGUCGGUGUGUGUUUAAGACAAACAGACUGCUGGACACGUUCACUGCCUCUCACGCUGAGCCACCGGACCGCUGCUGUUCCACAGAGGGAAUAACUAAGAGGUGGAGAUUUUAGGGAAAAGGGAAUGCUCUCAUUUUGAUAUGCAGUCUGUUUGUAAGUGCUUCAAAUCUGAUUAAUGUCAAACUGUGACAAUGUUGAGAAAUAAAACAAUGUUAAACAUCA